UUCUUAAAAGUGAACUAUUAAUCUUUGUAGUGGUUAAUUAAUAAUUUGUAACUUUUUCAAAAGGUGGCCACUGUUGCAACUCCCCAGCCUUCAGCCCCUACAUCCUCAGCCACUUUUGCUGGACCAGCUACCCCUGCUGGAUCAAAGGGAAGGGUAUUUGUAAGCCCUCUUGCAAAGAAAUUGGCAGCAGAGAAAGGAAUUGACCUUACACAAGUAAAAGGAACGGGACCAGAUGGCAGAAUCAUCAAGAAGGAUAUUGACUCUUUUGUGCCUACUAAAGCUGCUCCUGCCCCAGCCGCUGCUGUGCCUCCCCCAAGUCCAGGAGUAGCACCAGUUCCUACAGGUGUCUUCACAGAUAUCCCAAUCAGCAACAUUCGCCGAGUUAUUGCACAGAGGUUAAUGCAGUCGAAGCAAACCAUACCUCAUUAUUACCUUUCUAUUGAUGUAAAUAUGGGAGAAGUCUUGUUGGUACGGAAAGAACUUAAUAAGAUGUUAGAAGAGAAAACCAAAAUUUCUGUCAAUGACUUCAUUAUAAAAGCUUCAGCUUUGGCAUGUUUAAAAGUUCCUGAAGCAAAUUCUUCCUGGAUGGACACAGUUAUAAGGCAAAAUCACGUUGUUGAUGUCAGUGUUGCUGUUAGUACUCCUGCAGGACUAAUCACGCCUAUUGUGUUCAAUGCGCAUAUAAAAGGACUGGAGACCAUUGCUACUGAUGUUGUUUCUUUAGCAACCAAAGCGAGAGAGGGCAAACUACAGCCACACGAGUUCCAGGGUGGUACUUUUACAAUCUCCAAUUUAGGAAUGUUUGGAAUUAAGAAUUUCUCUGCCAUUAUUAACCCACCUCAAGCAUGUAUUUUGGCAGUUGGUGCUUCUGAGGAUAAAUUGGUUCCAGCAGAUAAUGAAAAAGGAUUUGAUGUGGCUAGCAUGAUGUCUGUUACACUCAGUUGUGAUCAUCGAGUUGUGGAUGGAGCAGUUGGAGCCCAGUGGCUUGCUGAGUUUAGAAAGUACCUUGAAAAACCUAUAACCAUGCUGUUAUAAUUAACUCAAGAAUUUCCAGACCCUUCCAGUGUCAACAGAUUUUGGAAGAUUCAGGUGUAAUCUGUACUUCUCAGAGACUUCCAUCAGUAAAUCAUCCUAAGAAUAACAAGUUGAGAAACUUAAAACUUGAAAACAGAAGAAUAUGUCUUAAGAGUUUGAGCUAAUGGAUUUCUGUUCUAUAUUCACUCCCAUAAGAGGAUCCUACUUACUGUCAUGUGACUUGCAACAGGCAAUAAAAUUACUAUUGUAAAUUCCUACCUUAAGAUUAUUUCUGCCCAAUACAUAGUGUUUGACAUAGUACCAGAAGUAGAAUGUUGCCAUUCCACAUUAACGUGGUACUGUUUUCAGGUUAACCAGCAAACAGCAAGGAAACUUACUGGGGCCUGAAAGAUGGUGAUCCAUGAUAGUAAUAAAGCUCUCAGUGAAACUACCAUGAGGAUUUGUGGCCUUAGGUGAAUAAGUGAGCAAUACAG
This is a messenger RNA of Castor canadensis (American beaver), 1508 nucleotides long. The record is from RefSeq and is a predicted model, not a curated record. NCBI's taxonomy places the organism in Eukaryota, Metazoa, Chordata, Mammalia, Rodentia, Castoridae.